AGCUUCCGGGUGCGGGAGAGAAUCUGUUUUUAUUAUAGGCCUAGAGGACUGCUGCUAUGGCCGAGUCCCAGCUUAUGUGUUUGGAUGAUGACCAUGUAAAUGAAAAGAUCCCGGAGUCCAAGCCGGAGUUUUACUACAGCGAAGAGCAGAGGGCCGCGCUAGAGCAGUUAUUGAAAAAUGGCGAUGAGGCCUUUAAAUUGCGGCUUAAGAAGGACAACAUUAAAGACUUUUUGUCCGCUCGUGAAAUUAGGUGCAUUCGAAAUACUUUUAGCGAAUAUGAAGUGGAGAGCGAUUCAGAGAUGUGUGACAGUAAGUCACCAUCCAACUCUAACGCGGACUCCGGUGUCCAUUCCACGUACUGGCCCCAGCUCUCUGAUGCAGAAGUCCCCUCGUUGGAUAUCGGAUGGCCGAACAGUGGAUACUAUAAAGGGGUGACACGGGCAUCAGUGUACACUCACCCCCCUAAAGAUAAAAGCCCCCAUAUCAAAGAAGUGGUUCGGAGACUUAUUCAAGAGGCUAACAAGGUGGUGGCCGUUGUGAUGGACCACCUGACAGACCUGCUGAUCCUACAGGACCUGGUGGACGCGGGGUCACGACGCGGAGUUGCCGUCUACAUCCUGCUGGAGGCCCAGGGGCUGCCCGACUUCCUGGACAUGAUGAGUCGUCUGUCACUCUCUGCCCUCGCCCUGCGGAAUCUCCGGGUGAGGACACUGCAGGGCUUCGGUUUCCCUCUGUCCUCCGGCAAACUCUCAGGCUCCCUGUGCUCCAAGUACAUGCUGGUGGACGGAGAAAAAGUCAUGUUCGGCUCCUACAGCUUCACAUGGAGUUCCUCCCGCAUGGACCGUAACAUGAUCACCGUCAUGACGGGCCACGUGGUGGACUUCUACGACGGAGACUUCCGCGAGCUGUACGCCGCGUCCCAGGAGGUGGACCUGUACAGCGAGUUCCACAUCAACAAGCCCCCAGCGGCUGCGCCCGUACGCAAGACCACAGCAGAGGAAGUGGCGACGGUGGUGGCGGCGGCAGCGCCUGCUUCUGUACGCUCCCAGACUUCCAAGCUGUCCACCUCUCGCUUCCAGAUGCCCGUCGGGGACUCGAACCCUGCGAAUUUCAAGGUGCCCAUGCACAAGUACCACAACCCCAAGUACUCACUGGUCGUGGGCAACAGCCUUGGGGGGUCCCUCUUCACAGGGUCCCUCCAGGACCUGUCCUCCAUCAAGGACACUGUGGAGGUCGACACGGUGGCAGUGAAGGCCCUUCAGAAGAAGUUCCAGCAGGCCAAAAUGGCCAGCGACGAGCAUCUGGACAAGGACUCCACAUCGCCGCUGCCCGCUUCCUCGAGACCCAUAGAGGAGGAGGGAAAGGCGGAACCGAGUGUGACUUCCCCCUUCGGAGGGAAGAAGCAACGCAGCUCGUUCAGACAGUUCCUCAAGAACAAGAUGGGCGGUUCUCAUACUCAAGCAGACGGCCUCAGCAAAGACACAAAGACAGCCAAUCAUAACACAGAAGCUCAAACUGCCCAUGUAAACCAGGACCCAGACACAGUCACAACCAACCAUGUAGCCAAUCACAACACAGAUGAGAGAAUCGACAACCUGAGCAAGGACUGUAACACAGCCAAUCACAUUACAGAUGCGAAAACUCUUUAUCCGUACAAUAGCAAGAUGUUAGAACGCAACCACAACUGGAAUGCAAACCCAGCCACUAACCAUAUGGACACCCAACCUGCCCAUCUGAGAGUAGAGGCCAGAUUGGGCAAUUGCCGCACAGACACUGAAACCCUCAAUCAAGGCAGUUAUGCUAGAUCUAAUCAUGUUACCAACUAUAAAAACCCCAUUCCACGCAAAGAUGCUACACCAAUGGAUCACAGCACAGCAGAUAUUAUAAAAAAAGUAAAUGGCCACCAUCAUGUCCCUAGUGCCGCCGUGUCUAAUGGCAUAGAAGAAGCUGAGGACACCUUUGACAUUCAUGCCAAACCAUCCCUGUUGAAGUUUAAUCACAAGAAGUCUUCCAAACUUGGUCCAAGGACUUUGUCUCUUCAAUCUCUUAACAUGGGUGAAGAAGAUGGCUACAAAGGCCAUAGGAAACACCACAAGAAGAACUGCAUUCAGUCCUAAGGUCAGAACACUCAAGGGAUGGUGUCAAUCUGACCUGUUUGUUGUAAUCCCUCCAUUUUUCAACAUGACUGUGUGAAGGCCCGCAACGCAAAGCUGCGACCUACUGCUCCCUCAGGUUAGGGAGGGCAGUGCUGUGGUUGCCCUUUGACCUUCCCUUUGAUCACUUCCCAGUGACCGCUCCCAGCAGGCCACGCUGAUGCCUGCUACUUCACAGCAGUGAAUGGACUGAGACCAACGUGCUUUUAAAUGGCACCAUAAGCAUUAAAAGCAGAGUCCGCAAUCCUAGCAAAAGGCUGUUGAUAUUUGAUUAGCCAAUCAAAUUACACCUCUUCGUUCCCUGCUUUUUUCUCUUUUUUUGAAGCAACGUUGUUGCAGCAUUGGCUGAAAUAGUUUUUGGUUUAUUAUCAGUCCGAGCCACUGUGUUUGUUUUCGCGUUUAAAGAGCCUAGACUGUGAACACCAUGACAACACACACAGAGUGGACAGCUAGAGGGCAGAAAUUCAGACGAAUGUGACUAAAAAUGUAUUGGAUUAGAAUCACAGUCUGUAGCUUUAAGACAGGUCAACAGGUCUACCACACUGGAUUUUGUGGCUAAAGUCCUUGAAACUCCAGGCCAUGAUUCCAAGUAGGUGGUGUAGUGGCAAACCUUCAAUCUCCAAACUAAACGAAGCCAAAGGGCACUUCUAUUGGGAGGUUUACCACUUCCUCUGGGUUAACUUACCCACAUCUGUCACUUAACCACCUACUUGAAAUACACCGUCAGGCGAGUUUGCCAAGGGUUUACAGCCUUUAGAAGGCUGUUUGUAUGUAGGUGUAAAUUUGUGUACGGUCCUGGAUGAAAAAACAUGCUCUUAAGGAACUCGUGUUAAUUUAGCCUUGUCAGUUAGGUAGCACAGAUAGUACUUGCUGGCUUUUUUGUGCACUGUGACAUUGUGUGUUUUUGUUUUCUUUUUUAUUUGUUAUUGUUUUUUCACUUUCUUAACUUCAUUUGUAUGUUUUUUUUACAAAUAAUGCAUUGUCACUAAUUCUUAUUUCCAUCUUAGUAAAUGCAUUCAUUUAUGAUACAUAUUUAUUUGUUUAUCUCUUCCAGACAUUAUUAUGAAAGAAAUACUUGAAAAGCUAUUAUUCCACUUUGUCAGUUGUCAGUCCUCCAAACUUUGUAGGAAUUAAAAGCAGUAAAAAGACUGCAGAAAACAACUUAGUGCAAAUUUCAUAAUAAGAACAUAAUAUAAAAAGCUGACCACACACAGCUGAUGGGAUCAGAGAGGUGGUGUUAGAUCUGUGUUUGUGUGUGUGUGUGUGUGUGUGUGUGUGUGUGUGUGUGUGUGUGUGUGUGUGUUGAGUGCAGGUGAAAUCCAUAUGAAACAGCAAAAAAAUAAAGCAGUCAUCUACACCCUCCCAGUGUAAAAUACAGUCUGCGACUAUUCUGGUCUACUCCUUGAGAUUUUUGGUAGUAUUGCAUGUCAGUGGAGCCUGUCUGCAUGUGAGAAGUAGCUUGUAUCUGCAGGCAAGAUUUUCUUUUCUUUUUUUCUUUUUCUGUCUUUUUUUUCUCACAAUCACCCACAGUUUGGGGAGUGCAGAGGUUCAGCAAAUCUUUUCAAGACCCCCCACCCCACUCCACCCAGCCCUGGCCCACCACCUUUCUUCAUGCUGACACAGAAAUAGAGACCCUAGCAGGAUGAGGGGAGGAAGUGACACGCAAACACAGGAAGACGAGAGCUCAAGCACACUCACCGCAGAUUCAGCCCACCUCUGUCACGCACUCACAUUUGCUUCACACUUAAUGCACUACAGUGCAUGCACACACGCACACAGGUGUGAAUGCAAUGUAUGCUAAUAGCAAGAAAGAAAGAUGUGAAAUGUAAACAGUUUGGAGUUUACAAGUUCAGUAGUUCAGAAAUAUGGUUUUCUGGAACAGUGUGUGUGUGUGUGUGUGUGAGCUCAUAAAGCAGCUCCAGGCAUGAUUCAGUCAGUCAUUUGUUAUCAUCUGACUGCAGCCUCCUCUGCUGGUCACCUCUCCUCUGUUAUUCCAGUAUGGUAUUCUGCAUGUGUGCUAGCUUUCUAGCACAACAGCGGCCUUAGUGGUUAGGUAGCAUGUGUGCCCAUUAAUUGUACUGCAAUGUUUAAUUUCUAUGGACUGAAGUAGCAUAACAAAAUGUUUCAUUGUGUUUAGUUUAAUUUUUUUGAAGUAUGAUGAGAUUUGUGUUGCUGUCUAUGUUGUUACACUUAGACAUGGCAUGUGGCUUCAUUGGCAGAAGAGCAUUUUAGUUACAGUUUACUUUAGAGUUUACUUUAUUUUAGUUAGCCUUCAUCAUUGAAUGCUGAGAAAUAAUACACAUGUAUCAGUUCAGACUCUG
This is a messenger RNA of Alosa alosa (allis shad), 4474 nucleotides long. Its product is annotated as protein FAM83G-like. The record is from RefSeq and is a predicted model, not a curated record. NCBI's taxonomy places the organism in Eukaryota, Metazoa, Chordata, Actinopteri, Clupeiformes, Clupeidae. The transcript has 6 exons. The coding region runs from base 57 to 2117 and encodes 686 amino acids.